AUGGACCUUCCCUACGAGCUAUGCCGCCAGCUCUACCGCGACGUCUCCGCCCCGCCUUCCCUCGUAGGCCUCCAAAGAUUCCUUGAGAUCUCGCGCGAUCCAGUACUCGCCCCGCUGGUCCGCACAUUCAAGUACCCCACUGACGCCGCCGUGGCGAUCGUCGACAUCAAUUGGGAUCCCCACGGGCACGUAUCCCCGGACAAGCAGGGCCAGCUCUGGGGCGACCGCUGGGGCGGCGGCGAUUACACGGAGAUCAUACUCCGGCAGGAGGCCUCGGCGGAGGAGCUGCAGCUCCUGGUCGACAACAAUAGAAAGUGCUCCGAGCAGCGCGCUUUCUUGGUGUCGAAAGAGCACGAGAAUAUGCUCAGAGAGGCGGUGCGGAACCUGCCUAACCUCGAGGCGCUGAAUCUGCAGUUGGGUGUCUUCAAGGUGGAUAGACAGUUGGAGAUAUUGGUGCGGGAUGCCCUUGAGACUCGGCCGGGAGAAAUAGAAAACUUGCAGGAGACGGCGCCAAAAGUUAUCCUAGACUACACUAGGACACCAAUCAAGACGCUCUAUUUGGAGGGUUCGGGGUUCAUCCCGCGGUUUGGACACGUUUAUCAAUUGGACUUCACGCGUCUCCAGCUGGUAAUGAGGGACAUCACGACCCUCUGCUUCCGCUUCAACCCACCAGUGGAGCCCAUCAACUCCCACAGACACCGCAAUGCCGAGUCAAAAUUCUUUCUUGCCGUCCGGAAGUAUUUGUGGCGCCUCGAGCGCAUUGAGAAGUUGGCGAUCAUACACGCCAGCCCAGAUCCCUCUACGGAAGCCAUACAGCCUCCAAGCUUUAACCUCUCGUUCGAAAUCAAGUCACCGCUCUCGGCCAUACAUACGUUUGACCUGGAGGGCUUGUGCAUCUAUGAUGUGAACCUCCUCAAGCUCUGCGCGCGUUAUCACACCACUAUGAAGAAUUUGUCGAUGCGCCGCAUCUGUCUGGUCGGUAACUGGAGGAGUGUGGUGAGCGAUAUGAAGAAGAAGGAGGAUGUGAAACUGCGGUUGGAGACGUUUGAGAUGUGGAAUGUGUGGGAGGCGGGGUCGGCGACGGGGGUGAAAAAGAAGCUUGCGGCCGAAGUGGUAAGGAAGUUGGUGCAAUACCUGUUGGGCCCGGAGGACAGUGAGCUGGUGCUGGAGUAUUGA
This is a messenger RNA of Morchella sextelata, 1176 nucleotides long. RefSeq lists its product as uncharacterized. NCBI's taxonomy places the organism in Eukaryota, Fungi, Ascomycota, Pezizomycetes, Pezizales, Morchellaceae. The transcript has 3 exons. The record is from RefSeq and is a predicted model, not a curated record. The coding region runs from base 1 to 1176 and encodes 391 amino acids.